AUGACUACUAUUUUACAGAAGCAGAUAGAUCUGGUCCAGCAGGAUUCACACGUCUAUUAUGUUUCUUUUCAUCGUGACUGGAUUAUCGGACCCAGCAUCCAUGGAGGUAUUCUCGCCGCUAUUCUCCAACAUACCACCAAAAGACACUUCAUGACCACUCUAUCAGCACAGGACCAACCUGAUAUUCUUUCCAUGCAUAUCGAUUUCUUGCGGAUGUGUACUCAUGACCCCAUGGUCAUCACUGUGACCGAUCUCAAGACCGGUCAAGGAACCAGCACAAUCCAGCUACACCUCACGCAACCCGGCAGGAAUCCAAAUCGGCCAAAAAUAGCAGCUACCGCUACAGUUACUAAUUUUGACGUCUCGCUCGGCCCCAGCGCUCCUACUGACUGGAAACUGCAACCGCAGCCCAAGCCAUCACCAGACUGGAAAAAGCUAGAGGCAAAUUUUCCCGAUGACAACUGGCUACCUGUCAUUAUGGAUGGGGAAAUAUUACCCAUUAUGCGCCGUAUGACCCAGCUCAACCCUCGUGGUGGGUUCCCGAUUGCAGGACUCUGUGAUAUGUGGAGCUCUUUUGGCUCCGAGCGCAUCGAUUCCACACAUCUCACCCUUCUCACAGACCUCAUCGCCUCAAUGUCUGACACUAUUCUUCGAACAGGUGGCAUGUUGGACGCACACGCUAUUGGAAAUGCGACAGAGGCAUGGGCCGGUGAAAAUCCUGGUAUUCCGCUUCGACUAUCUAAUUCAUUGGAGCAAGCGCAAAUGGGUGGAAUGUGGAAUUCGACACUGACGCUAGAUAUCGAAUUCAAGCAGAGAUUGCCAAAAGAGGGAAUCGAGUGGGCCUUUUCGAGGGUGCUCACCAGGGAGCUCAAGAGUGGAAGGAUGGAUGUUGAAGUCACGAUAUGCGACCAAAGCAUGUCACCAAUAUGUGUGGCGCGACACAUGGUUAUUGUACUAGGUGCAGCAAGGAUGUUUGACAAUCACAAGCAAAAUCGAAAGGAUGGAGGCAGCGUGCUCUAA
Molecule: messenger RNA, 1020 nt
Organism: Talaromyces proteolyticus
Lineage: Eukaryota; Fungi; Ascomycota; Eurotiomycetes; Eurotiales; Trichocomaceae
Product: thioesterase family protein
Exons: 2
Coding region: 1-1020 (339 amino acids)
Source: RefSeq, a predicted model, not a curated record